CCAAACUCCCACCCUCUUUGCCUUCUUAGAUUUUUUUUUUUUGUAAUAAAGAUUUUUAAUUUGUUACUUUAAACGUGUGUGUGAGAGAGAGAGAGAGAGAGGUCUUUGCUCUGAAUUUUCAACCUUGUUUCUGAUUGAUCCAUAAAUCUUCGCCUUGUUAGAGAAGAGUCUCAUCUUUCUUCAUUUCAAGAACUCCUCCACUGAUCGCCUUGUCUCUUAUUUGAUAACCAUUGGAGCAAGAUAACUCAGAAGCUAAAAGAAUGCGCGCACCAUCUUUGCUUGCGCAAUGCUGGCCAGGUUUGAUGCCCCAGGACUGUAGUGGUGUGUCUGCACUAUCUGAGAAGGAUUUGCAGCUUCCAUCACCAGCUGUUGAGAUCUUACCUUCUAAGACAUCAGCUCAACACAGGUAUUCAGGUGAAAAUCUAGAUGUGCCCGGUUUACCAAUUUUCAAGGGAAAAGUAAGUGUUGCUGAUAUGAUCGGACUCUCUAGCUCAGAAACUGCUCCUUUUAAAUAUGAAGGUUCUAUGAAAAGUUGGGAAAGUGCUAUUGUUCUUGUUGAUGUACUUAAAAACGAGAUCCGUGAUGGACAGCUUAGCUUCAGGGGCAAAAGGGUCCUCGAGCUAGGUUGCAACUAUGGAGUUCCUGGGAUAUUUGCCUGCUUGAAAGGUGCUUCCUCAGUCCACUUUCAAGACCUCAACGCAGAAACAAUAAGAUGCACAACCAUCCCAAACGUUCUUGCGAAUCUUGAUCAAGCUCGGGACAGGCAAAGCCGUCAGCCAGAAGUCCUUCUCACACCAUCAAGACAAGCCGUCUCUGCAUCUGUCCGUUUCUAUGCAGGAGAAUGGGAAGAGCUCCCGACCGUUUUAUCUAUCAUAAGAACAGAUGUCCUUGAACCAGUUAACCAGGGAAUGAACUUGAGUUUCUCAGAGGAAGACUUCAUGGACGGAUGUAGCAGCCAAGAAGGGAGCAUUACAGGACAGCCAGAUUUCUCCUCGAGGCGUUCGAGGAAGCUCUCUGGAAGCAGAGCGUGGGAACGAGCAAAUGAGACUGAGCAAGGAGGAGAAUGUGGGUAUGAUGUUAUACUAAUGACUGAGAUCCCUUACUCGGUUACUUCUCUGAAGAAACUAUAUUCUCUCAUUAAGAAGUGCCUUAGACCACCUUAUGGUGUGGUGUAUUUGGCGGCAAAGAAGCAGUAUGUGGGAUUCAACAGUGGAGCGAGACAUCUGAGGAACUUGGUGGAUGAGGAAACUAUCUUAGGAGCUCAUUUGAUUAAGGAGACUACAGACAGAGAUGUCUGGAAGUUCUUCCUCAAGUAAAGUGUAGAAGAACUCACUCAUGACCAGAUACUCUGCAGCUGCAUCAGUUGAAAACAAUCAAAUGCAAAACAUUUUUUAUUAUAUUGUAUAAUUUAAUGCAGUAUUAUGUUCCUUCAUUGUACCGUUUUAACUGUGGAGUCAAAAUUUGAUCAAAGUUGGGCAGUAAUUUUACUUGACUCUUCUAUU
This is a messenger RNA of Brassica oleracea var. oleracea, 1502 nucleotides long. RefSeq lists its product as uncharacterized. Bases 261 to 1316 code for a protein of 351 amino acids. The record is from RefSeq and is a predicted model, not a curated record. Lineage: Eukaryota; Viridiplantae; Streptophyta; Magnoliopsida; Brassicales; Brassicaceae. The transcript is spliced from 8 exons.